Messenger RNA from Owenia fusiformis, 1372 nucleotides. The record is from the annotation of a GenBank genome assembly. NCBI's taxonomy places the organism in Eukaryota, Metazoa, Annelida, Polychaeta, Sabellida, Oweniidae.
CAUGUACAUGAUUCACGUGUCCUUUUUACUUAUUGAUAAAGGUUUCAUAUAUUUUAGAUAUUGACUAGAAUUUUCUAAACCAGAUUGUAAAAUAAACAUUUAAAGUAGCAAUCAAAACGUUAAGUAUUUCAACAUAUAUCUUAUUUGGAUUCAUUUCAACUUCAUCGAGAGGUAAAAAUGGCGGGACUCUCAGAGGAGGAAAUUACAGCAUGGUUUCUUGAAAAGGUUGCUCUAGGUGACGACACAGCGACCAAAGCAGACCUCACAGAGCUUCUUCUCUCCAACAACUACAGUGAAGCAGAAAUAGAAGUAAUGUUCAAUAUGACAGGGGUGGAUGAUUCAACUCAGAUGGGACUAGGGGACAUACUGAAAUGGGUGAUAGGAAUCAAACUCUUUGAUGGAAUGAGUAAACUUGGUUUAGAAGAAUCUGCCCCUCCCGCAGCUGCCCCUCCUGCAGCUGCUCCCCCUGCAGAUGCUCCUCCCGCAGCUGCUCCUCCUGCAGGCGAAAAAUCUUCCGGAGGGGCUCCACCAGGACCAGCUGUAUGUCCUCCCGCAGCUGAACCUCCAGUUCCAAAGCCAACACCUGCGCCACCUGUCGAAUCUACCCCUCCCGCAACUGCUCCUCCCGAGGCCACUCCUCCUGCUGCGAAGGCUCCGGCAGCUGCACCUCCUGCAAAAUCUCCACCAGCACCGGGUGGUGUAGGGUCACGUGCGAACAUGACACCGGGAGAGGUGAUCAAUCUGGGACUGCAGAUAUCGGCAGAGUUUAACACUGACGCUGCACUGGCCGUCAUGGACCAGAUGCAACUAGACGCUGAUGGCAAGAUUAACGUGGAUGAAUUCAUUAAAGCAUAUCUACAAGCUGCUCCAUAAUUGACUGAAUUUGUUUCAUAUCAAAGAUACAAUAUCAUGAUCUCUUGAUUACUUUGCAUCUAGCAUUUUUAGUUUAUUCAAACUAGCAAUAAUAAUCCGGGAAUAAAAUAAAGUUAGUGGUAGUAUCAUCAUGACGUUUCAUCAAAAGCAGAAUCUACAUAUAGGUGUCUCAGAGACAUGAACUGUUCAUCCUAUAUUAUGUUCCACCAGACUAUCACUAGUACUUUUGUUACUCUAUUACAUAGUUCGGAUGGAUUAACUGAUUAACAUAAUAAAAUCGACAAACAUAACAAACACAUGAUUCAAAGGGAACUUUAAUUGCUGUUGCAAAACUUUUGGUGGGGAGUGUGCGUCCAACUUAACACGCAUUGUCUCUUAGUUUGUCCAUUCAUUACAUUAGGGUCAACCCAUCACUGCAUCUUCAACAUUGGACGCACUCUUGUGAAAGGAAUGUAAAUCGAAUGUCAUUUUGAUUUAAUAAAUGGUUCUAUUUCUUUUA